CAUUCUUCAAAGGAAUAUCAACUUUUCAGGACACAGCUAAACCAUCUAUCGCUCUUCGACCCAUAUGGAUCCUGGAGGAAGUGACCUGGAACUGAGCCUACCCCAGACGGAGAACCCCUGCCUGAUCGUAGAGGAUUCUCAGCCGGACAGCGUAGCUCUAGAAGACGACCCAGACAGCAGCUAUCGUGCUUUGCUGGCUCGCCGCCUCUCCAACCUUCAGCCCACUGCCCAGAGCCCCGUACUGGAAUUGAUUUCUUCUCCUGUGAAAAGCAGAAGCUCUGAUAACAACAGUCAAAGAGAAAGGAGACAGGACAUUGACACCGUCCAAACAGACAAUUUCAGUUCAGCUGCAUUGGAGCAUAGUCAAGUUCUUGAAGUUUGCUCAGUCAGAAAGAGUCGUGUUGAAGCCAGCAUGGAGUCUGGAGUGCAUUCUACCACACAGUGUGCUCAAUCUGAGGAUGGAUUGUCUCAGUUUGGGCUGUUGGCACUGUCUCAGAGUCAGACUCAGGAAGAGAUUGAAGCUACACCCAGUGAGAUGGACAGCUGUGAUCAGCCUAAGCCAAGAACAGUCGAAUCGAAGAGCCCUCCCCUUGCUUCAGAAGGCCAUGACAGCAAGUCACGGAGGUCAGAGGUCAGUUCCAGUAGCCCGUCACGACCCGGGUCCAGCCGAGAGAUGAGCAUCCAUAGCAUUCUGCACUCGCAGGCAUCUGAUGAGCAUGAGCUAAUGUCCUCUCAGGAUGACCUGUUUGACGGCGAGAACGACAGCCCAAGGGUCGACAGCACAGUGUGUGAGGCUGAAAAUCCGCCCACCUGUACCCCCGCUAACAGCCUCCGCCUCCUCCAUUUCUCUGGACAGAAAACUCUGGUUCAGGAGAGUCUCUCUCAGCAAUCCGUGGAGUUUGUGGCAGCUACGCAAGACCGCUUGAGCCAGACUCCCUUCAUUGUCCCCAGUUCACCCACAGGGCAAGACGAUGAACAAGGUUUUGAUGCAGCUGUGGACUCUCCCAUGGAUACAUCCUGCACCCCAGAAGACCAGUCACAUAAAAGGGAGGAUGAGCCAAUGGACAUGGACCCUACACCAAAGUCUCAGCCUACAACAUCAACCAGAGUUUCACAGGACUCACCAGGUCUUGCUCUGGAGAAGAACCCAUCUCUGCCAUCCCAGCCUGAGUUUUCACAUGAUGUGUUCAUGCCAACGCAAAGCCAGGAUGCUGGGAGUAAUAGUGUUGGUCCUGAAACCAUCAAGAGAAAUACUUCAGACACGGAGAAACCAUCUGCAGUACUACAGGCAGGAUCCCCCAAACAGACGGCCCCAGUGGAAAAGCACAAAACUGUCUCCGCCACUACAACCCAGCCCUCAGAACCGGCUGAAUCCUUCCAGUUGGAGCUGUCUGUUAGCAGCGAGAAGAGUGUAUUCACUGAGAAAACUCAAACUUUCAUGGUAGAGGAGGAUAGCCAGGCUACACAGAUAGAAUCAGAGGGGCCUAUGAGUGUGGAUGGAAGUGAUGCUGUUCACAGUCAGAAGACAGGGAAGAACAGGCUCCACCCUGAACCAACUACAAAUUCAUCGAAGGUCUCUCAGGUACCCAACUUAAACACAAGUGCUUCAGAGAAGGAAGAAUUUGACUGUUCUUUGAUGGAGCUUUCUGAAAAGCAGUGCUCUGGGUCACUGAAUAUACAAACUACAAAUGUAAGUGAAAAGAACAAAUCUCAGGUCUCUCAUCAGGACGUGAGACACACUUCAAAGCCCCCAUCUUCACAGCCAGCUACGAAAUCAACAGGUAUAGCUUCCACCUAUAACCCUGCUAGUUUACCAUCUCAGUCUCUAUCCCAGUCAGUCAUACCAGUUGCCUUGGAGUCUACAGGGCAGAUUGGAAAAGGGCAGAGUCAAAGCCAGCCUUUGCCUCAGAGUCCCAGCCAACAGAAAUACAGUCAGACUGCCUCACCGAGUCGCAGCCAGACUACAUCACACCAUCGAAGUGAGAUUGCCUCACCGAGUCACAGCCAGACUACAUCACAGCGUCGAAGUGAGACUGCCUCACCGAGUCACAGCCAGACUACAUCACCUCGUCGAAGUGAGACUGCCUCACCGAGUCACAGCCAGACUACAUCACCUCGUCGAAGUGAGAUUGCCUCACCAAGUCGCAGCCAGACUACAUCACACCAUCGAAGUGAGACUGCCUCACCGAGUCACAGCCAGACUACAUCACAGCGUCGAAGUGAGACUGCCUCACCGAGUCACAGCCAGACUACAUCACAGCGUCGAAGUGAGAUUGCCUCACCAAGUCGCAGCCAGACGACAUCACAGCGUCGAAGUGAGACUGCCUCACCGAGUCACAGCCAGACUACAUCACCUCGUCGAAGUGAGAUUGCCUCACCGAGUCACAGCCAGACUACAUCACCUCGUCGAAGUGAGACUGCCUCACCGAGUCGCAGCCAGACUACAUCACCUCGUCGAAGUGAGAUUGCCUCACUGAGUCGCAGCCAGACUACAUCACAGUGUCACGGUCAGACUGCCUCACCAACUCGCAGUCAGACUGGAUCAAAUCGUCAAAGUCAAACCGGAUCACAGCAUCAAAGUGAAGCCGCCUCACUGAGUCAAAGACAGACUGCGUCACAGCGUCAAAGUCAAAUAGCUGAUGGCUGCAGUAGUGAGAAAGAAAAAGAAGAGGAGGAAGAAGAGAAGAUGAUUGAGGGAGAGACCCUAAGCAUCACUGGAACUGAAGGUUCAAGGCUAUGCCUUGCUCUGUCCGAGAGUCAGAGAGUAUCUCCAGAGCCCAUGGAAGAAGGGGAGACAUCUCAGCCGUACCCCAGUGGGGUGGAGGACCGAAGGGAGGAGAGCUUUAGUGUUAUUAUGUUGGAUGAGAGUGAAAGAGUUUCUCAGCAAACAGCUGAAGCACAACACCUGCCACAGGGUCCAGGGAAAAUGUCACAGGGAGAUGAUCCAGAGCAAAGCUCAGACUCUCAAAGAGCGACACUGUCCAGACCAGAUUCUCAGCGCACAAUAAACAAUGCCAGCAAGAGUCUGAGUGAAAGCUCGGGGGAGAUUCCAUUUCACUUCACCCUCCCAAAAGAGGGGGAGCUGAUUGGCCCUGCUGUGAGUGCCACACCCCCUAUGAUCAACCAGUUGAAGAAGACUCCCAGACACAGCACUCCUAUUGAAAUGGCUUCAUUCUCGGAGCGGUCAGAGGGGGAUGUCACCACGGAAACCAUGAUGGCAGACAGUGAGAUCUCAGUGGAGGAGAGCAGAGAGGAGCUUGCUGCAGGGGCUGAUGGGAAAUUGAGUUUGAGGAUGAAGUUGGUAACCCCUGUGGAAGAGGUCAGCUCAGGGUCAGAGCAUUUCAGCCUGCAGAAACCUCCAUUAUCUGAUGAGGAAAGCUCUGUCUCCAAGGUUACCACUGUUUCCAAGGCUGUAACCAGCUCCUCAGUGUUUAGCCGUGUGCGUGAGGCUCACAGGCAGGUGCAGAUGGAGGAGAUCCAGCCCAGUGCUAACCCCCUCAGAGGGGUGUUGUCUCAGCAGAGAGAUUCUGAAGAUGACUUGACACAUCAGAGCCAAACACACCAAACUGCCUCUAACACUGACAAUGCAGGAGCAGCCAGCCAAUCAGAAGUCUCGCCUACCAGCCAGACAGACACAGUUGGCACUGCAAACAGGCCCCGAGCAUCUGUGCCAUCCCCUUUGAUUCAUACCAAUGGCACAGCCCUGGAGUGUCCGUCUACCCCCCCUGCUGCUGGCCAGACAGAAAGAGAGCAGAGGGAACCCAGCGCAUCUGAACAGACACCUGUUCGACAGAAAGCUGUUUCCCAGCAGACGAGCUUUGAUUUACCCACUGCUACCAGUCCCCCCAGUGGGAGGGCAGCAUCUCAGCAGAUCAGCUUCGAUGUCCUUGGAGCACAGCAGACUACCAACAGGGGAGAUCCUGAUACCCCCUCUAGACCUCCAGGACCCUCUCUGCGCCGCCACAUACGCACCAUCCAGGAGACCCGCACCACCGUCACACGCAUCAUCACAGACGUGUACUAUGAGAACGGCCAAGAAGUGAGCCGCACGGUCACAGAGGAGUCUGAGGAGCCGGCUGUGGACUGUCGUGUGUUGGACAGCGAUAUCUCUCCCUCGCGCUCGGGAACACCCAUGACAUCUGGGGACUUGGCAGAUAUCAGCUCACUCUCUUCCAAAGGUUCUCAUCAUAAUCACAGCUCCAGCAGCGGAGGCCUCGGUCCAGUCAGGGCUCCGGAAUUCAUCGUGCCGCUAAGUCGAGGGGCCAGAACUGCCAGCCCCGGCCGAGGGGGCAGAGUCCAGCAGAGGUCUCAGUUUGUGGGUGUGAGUUCAAAGGGGACAGUGGUCACUCCAGUCAGCCCCCGUGGGCGAGCGCGGAGAGGAAGACCCCCCUCUCGCAGUACACCACCCAGGGGUGGCAGGUCAGGGCAAGGUGAGAGGUCACGAGGCCAGCCAAUUUCUUCCUCCGAGGAAGAGAACUUCACCCGUGUGUGCCCGCGAGUGCCCGUAAGCCCAGGCAGACGUAGCGCCACCAGCCGCUCCGACUCCCUCAACACGUCCCCAGACAGCAGCGCUGGGGCCAGCAGCUUUGUGGGGCUACGCGUGGUGGCCAAGUGGUCGUCCAAUGGCUAUUUUUACUCGGGCAGCAUCACCUGUGACCUUGGGGAGAGCCGGUUCCGCCUGCUGUUCGAUGAUGGUUAUGAGUGUGAGGUUCCAGGCAGAGACAUUUUACUGUGUGACCCCAUUCCUGUUGACACGGAGGUUACUGCACUGAACGAGGACGAAUACUUCACCACAGGGAUUGUGAAGGGCCAUAAGACAGAAGGCAGAGAGCUGCUGUACUGCGUGGAGAAGGAUGGACAGAGUAAAUGGUAUGGCAGAAGGGCCGUGAUUCUGUCUGUGGAGCAGGGAAACCGUCUGAGGGAACAGUUUGGCCUGGCGCCAUACGAACCCACUACUCCCCACACCAUGGCCUCAGACAUCAGCCUCGAUAAUUUGGUGGAGGGGAAGCGGAGACGAAGAGGAAAUACUGCUGGAUCAGUAACACCAAACCGCAACUCUAGUAGCAGUCCCAGGACCCCGGGGCCUUCUGGGAAGCGGAAGCUCAUCAGCCCCGCUGAAGAUCAGCAGACACCAGCCAAGAGAGCACACAAAACGGGCAGAAAUAAAACUGGUUUGUUUGUGUCAGUAGAACAGGCUAAAUGUAACACCUCUGGGAGUGGCACAGACUUGCCUUCGGACCCAUCCAGUGUGGUGGCCACUCACGGGCCAAUGCCUGACUCCGCUACUUUGUUCAUGGGCUUCGCCUUUCUGCUGACUGCCUCCUCAGAGACAGACCGCGAGUCCAACGUGCUCAACAGCGAUGGCGAGGAAGAAUAUGUGCAGACUGCCCCAUAUAACAAACGCUACACUGAAAGUCAACUGGAAACGGGUGGAGGAUUCAUCCUCCAGGAGUUUAACGAAGAGCAGUGCAAAGCAGCGUACCAGAGCCUGCUGAUAGCUGACCAGUACUGCCGCAGUCGCAAGUAUCUACUGUGUCUGGCUGGCGGGGUCCCCUGUGUAUCUCACAUAUGGGUGAGAGACUGCUGCCAGGAGAAGAAACUGCUCAACUACAGAAACUACCUACUACCUGCCGGAGUGGGACCAGGGGGUCACAUAGUUGAAUGGCAUCCUCGUGCCACUCCCUUCAAAGCCUUGAGGGUGCUGCUGGUUUUGGACGAGUCUGUGGAUCUGUGGACAGAGCUUCUCCGCAUGGGUGGGACUGCCACUGUGAAACAGCAUCGGUUAAACAAGGACAGCUCAGACAUUCCUGCUGACAAGUUUGACGUGUUAGUCACGGUUAGCGCGUGUCCUGCUGAGCUGCUGCAACGUGUGAGGCCCCUGCAGGUCCCCGUGGUAUCUCUGGAGUGGCUGAUUCAGAGCGUGAUCAGUGGAGAGCGACAGAACUAUGGCAGUAAGCCAGAGUACCGUCAUGACUACUCCCCUUAAAGCACCAUCUAAACGUCCUCUGUUUUAGAGCAUGC
This is a messenger RNA of Chanos chanos (milkfish), 6021 nucleotides long. It is a transcript of the gene tp53bp1, whose product is annotated as tumor protein p53 binding protein, 1. Lineage: Eukaryota; Metazoa; Chordata; Actinopteri; Gonorynchiformes; Chanidae. Gene Ontology annotation, biological process: DNA damage checkpoint signaling; positive regulation of transcription by RNA polymerase II. The transcript is spliced from 29 exons. Gene Ontology annotation, cellular component: nucleus. The record is from RefSeq and is a predicted model, not a curated record. Gene Ontology annotation, molecular function: histone binding. The coding region runs from base 65 to 5986 and encodes 1973 amino acids.